Molecule: messenger RNA, 1398 nt
Organism: Ectocarpus siliculosus
Lineage: Eukaryota; Phaeophyceae; Ectocarpales; Ectocarpaceae
Source: the annotation of a GenBank genome assembly
AUGUACCAGGUACUGUCACGAGUACCGUUGAUGCGGGGACGUUUGGUUACCAUGCCCGGAAGCGGUGGGGACAGUCUUGUCAUCCCGGACGAGGCCCCCUACUUACCGUGUAAAACCAAGGUUCGAGUGCGAGCACUAGGGGCGGGGUAGUUGCGCAGUCAGCGAUGAUUAGAUAUCGAUUGCUGUGUGUGGUAGCAGCUGUGCCUCCGGAUUUCGGCUGCAUUGGUACCGCCCUCUCGAGCCACUGGUUGGCACGAAAGGCGAGUGAUGGAAGGAUUCGUGUUGGGCAUUGGGGACGCGUGUCGCUGUGUGGUUGGAUAAGAGCCUUGCUUGCGGGAUGGGUCGCUGCUCCUGAUUGUGCUGCCGGAUUCGGCAAUGGAUGGGUCGUGGACGUGAAGAUUUCUGGGUUUCGUUGCUGCUGCAUCAUUUGUACGCCGCAAGCUUUUGUGGGAGGAGGGGGAGGAGAGAUACAGGGAGAGGUUGAUUAUGAUAGCACCAUGCUUUCCAAUGCAUGGCAAAGAGUUCGUCUCAAACGAUUUACUACCGCCGCCCUGAAACGACACAAUGGGCUAGAUUUUAGUGCAUGUCGCCUUUCAUCUCAUUCGUGACGGGUAUCGCCGCAUGCCCUUGAAUUGACGCACAUGUAUGGCAAGCGCUUUAUUACAUACACCGAGAUUACUGGAAGGUAGGAGUGUAGCUUGCUCAGCUUGGAGCAUUCACUUUUUGUAGGCUGUUGGAGUUUCUGUGGCGCUUGGCCGCUGCUUUAGACUUUUGAACUCCGAAAACUUUUUUUUUUUCUCACCUUGGCUCUGCCGUAUCUUCUAACUCGCUUCUUUCUGACGAGAGAAGAGCUGGGUCUAGCUGGUACUGCACGCACACGAAAUAUAGAUGAAACUGACUGGUUGCCGAUCUUAAAACUGCUUCGUGCUUAUUUGCACGUACAGAGGAAAAUUCUCCCAAGAGGCCGUUUGCGGUCUCUUGAGGUCUCGCCGCGCGGCAAUCACACUUUCAGUCGGAAGAAUCGACUCACGCACUUUUUGUGCCGAACCACAGCUUUGACUUCGCUUUGGGGAGGGCGGGGCCAGAGAGAAAACGAAAGACACGCCGGCAGGCGCUUUCUUACGCCGUAUCUCUCCGUGCCUCCCAUUGUGGGGCACAACGAAGGUAGUCUGUCUGUACGUCUCGUGUCUUUUACUCCUGGCAAUUGAAGGAUGUGGGAACGAAACGACCGCGCUCCCUUCUUUCUCCACCCUGCCAUCGCUUGUUGGGUCACACACACCGUGAGCUAACGUUCUGUGACCCUCUCCUACAUCCGGUGCCCGGCCGCCACACGGACAAACACAACGCAGACAGCAGCUCAACACGCACCGACAACGAACGCCACCAUCUGUCAGUCCC